AUGUCCGACGACGCGCGCGCGGGAAGUGGGAUGACGGCGGAACAGCGCGACGCCGCGUUCGCCAUGGCUGGACAGGAGAUGGAGUAUCGCGUCGAGCUGUUCAAUCGAUUGGUCGGGGCGUGUUACGACAAGUGCAUCGAUAAAAAGUUCAAGGAGGGAGACCUGAACGUGGGGGAGAACUCGUGCGUGGAUCGAUGCGCGAGUAAGUACUGGGAGACGGUGGCGAUCGUGGGACAGAUGCUCGGGGCGCAGGGGGGGGGGCGGUGA
Ostreococcus tauri is the source of this 267-nucleotide messenger RNA. Its product is annotated as Mitochondrial import inner membrane translocase subunit Tim10/Tim12. Bases 1 to 267 code for a protein of 88 amino acids. The transcript has a single exon. NCBI's taxonomy places the organism in Eukaryota, Viridiplantae, Chlorophyta, Mamiellophyceae, Mamiellales, Bathycoccaceae. Gene Ontology annotation, biological process: protein insertion into mitochondrial inner membrane. The record is from RefSeq and is a predicted model, not a curated record. Gene Ontology annotation, cellular component: mitochondrial inner membrane.